Pseudogymnoascus verrucosus is the source of this 2612-nucleotide messenger RNA. RefSeq lists its product as uncharacterized. Lineage: Eukaryota; Fungi; Ascomycota; Leotiomycetes; Thelebolales; Thelebolaceae. The transcript has 12 exons. Gene Ontology annotation, molecular function: copper ion binding; oxidoreductase activity. The record is from RefSeq and is a predicted model, not a curated record. The coding region runs from base 710 to 2476 and encodes 588 amino acids.
UUUUGCCGUUUUAUGAUCGCCAUGAACGUGAGUGUACUUUGAAUUCCCCCAAAGUCUAAUUAUCAAGCAUCUAUUUGUGUUAAAAGUGUGUUCUCGGGAAAGCCCUAUUUCUUGGUCGCUCCUUCGGGUUUGUGGUCGUUGGUCGUGGCUUGUCUUUCGCGUCUCUCGUUGGUCGCCAACCCCGUGUUGGUGGCCGCUCGGAGAAGUGGUGGACAGAAUAGCAACACAUUCGUUACAUUGCCAGCGCAAACGUGCAAACAUACGAAUGUCGUGACUCAGGACACAUCUUCUAUCAACAUGAAAUCAGCUGUAAGUGAAGGUAUAAAGUCCGCUGCUGGAAGAGGAAAAUACCGUGAUCUCUAUCCCCAAAGGUGACUAUCAAUCUGUGCCUGAGAACACACACUGGAUGUGAGAACAAAGCCGACUUCCAAUUUUUAUCUCGGACAAAAUCAAACUUCCAUUUAUAUCUUAUCUUGUCGAGGAAAACAUACUUGCUAUUUCUAUAUUGCUAAAGACACCCCGCGGAGUUGCGUUAUAUCACCAAGACCUGCCAAAAUAUUACUAGUCAGCCCUUCUUUCCUAAACGGGCGGGUGUUCGAAUUUGAGAAGUGCACCUUGCUACACUCCGCUGCGCUGCACUUUUGACGACUGGUACCUAUUUGACCAAUAUAUUGCCAUACGUAAAUUAUAUACUUACUUCCCUGUGGAUAUGACGUUCAUUCGAAACUGGAUAUUCAUUAUCGCCCUGUCCAUACCUUGCUGCAUAGCGACCUUUUUCCCUGGGGAUUCGCUACUUGGAACACUGGGAGCGAGCCUCUUCCCUCCAUUUCUGACGAAUAACCCUCUCCCAGACGGAUUCCCUUGGAAGUUAUGUUCCGCGAACAAUACAGAUCCAAAAGAUGCACCAAACACUGGUGUUACACGAUAUUAUGACUUCACCAUAAAACGAGGAAAAGCCGCCCCGGAUGGUUAUGAGAAAGAAGUAAUACUAAUUAACGGAGAAUUCCCAGCCCCGACAAUAGAGGCCAAUUGGGGAGACUGGAUUGAAGUCAAAGUGAAGAAUGCAAUAACUGGACCAGAAGAAGGCACGAGCCUUCAUUGGCACGGAUUAUUUCAAAAGGAAACGCCAUGGUACGAUGGUGUGCCUUCUAUCACACAAUGCCCUAUUGCUCCACGGGCCACAUUUACGUAUAGAUUCAGGGCGGACGUCUAUGGAACAACCUGGUACCAUGCUCACUACAGCGCUCAAUAUUCUGCCGGCCUCACAGGAGCAUUAAUCAUUUAUGGGCCAUCGCAUGUCCAAUAUGACGAAGAUUUGGGCCCAAUAAUGCUUCAAGAUUGGUACCACAAGGAUUACUACAGUGUUGUUGAAGGCGUUAUGAGCAAUGAUACUGCUCUACAAGAGCAAUACUCGGACAAUACCAUAAUAAAUGGGAGAAUGCCUUAUAAUUGCAGUUUAGUUACUGACGGGACGCCAUGCUCUCAAAGCACAUACUCGAAAUUUAGGGUGACGCCCGGAAAGACAUACAAAUUGCGGCUCAUCAACACUGCCGCUGGUGGCUGGCAACAUUUCAGCAUUGACGGGUAUAAUUUGACAAUAGUUGCAAACGACUUUGUUGCUAUUCAUCCGUAUAGCACUAAAAUUGUAACUUUGGGGAUUGGACAAAGAUCAGACGUUUUAUUCACUCCCACAGGAAACGCCACUGGCGCGGUCUGGAUGCGAACAAACCAAUACGCAGAUUCUUGUGCAAGAGCGCUUCAGCCGGAAGGGAAAGCAAUCAUCCUUUAUGAUAAAGCUUCCGAAGAUACAAUCCCGGCCACAGAAGCUACACCCAUCGUCGACGAUGGGACCUGUAGAAAUGACCCGUUGAACAUGACCGUUCCAUACUAUCCCUCGGCGCCACCAGAACCCUCAGUAACUUACAACAUUACAAUAACGCAGGUGGUUAAUUCUACUGGUCAUAAGCUUUUCUAUAUGAAUGGAUCGCCAUUCCAAGCCAACUACAACAACCCAAUCCUUCUACUUGCCAAUGAGAGGAAUUAUUCAUAUCCUUACGACCCCCAGUGGAACGUCAUCAACCUUGGGUCAAAUUCUUCAGUGCGCAUAAAUGUGUGGAAUGACAAUUUUGUCCCUCAUCCAAUGCAUCUUCAUGGCCAUGAUAUGUGGGUCUUGCACGACGGCCUUGGACAGUGGGACGGAACUAUUGUCAAUCCCGAAAACCCCCAACGCAGAGAUACUCAGAAUCUAGCCCCGAAUGGUCACAUUGUCUUCCAGUACAAUCUUGACAACCCGGGAGUCUGGCUAUUCCAUUGUCACCUUGCGUGGCACUUAUCUUCGGGUUUAUCUGUGAGCUUGUUGGAGCGACCCAAGGAGAUCAACCAGUUUCAGAUUCCAUUUAUCAUGACGCAGACGUGCGUGGAGUGGGAUAUUUACACAGCUUUCAACACUAUCGACCAAAUUGACAGUGGUGUAUAGGCUUGUGACGGGGCUGUAAAUUGAUACCACUGGGACUUCGUGCAGGUAUGAAGUAUACGCGGCAAAUAGUAUUACUCGGUUCGGGAGUUGGAUGCGGACAAGGUCCCUGAUAUUAUUAGCUGAAAAUUACAGUUGG